AUGAUGGAGCUCCUGCGGCUGGGGAUGGCGUUCGCGGGGGAGGCCACCGACCGCGUGCCCGCCGUGGAGAGCCCGAAUUGCGCCGACGCGCUGGAGCUGCGGGGCCGGUGGGACGCCGAGGUGCUGGCGCCGCGGCUGCUGCAGCGGCCGGGGCUCCCGCCGGAAGGGCAGAAAGCGGCAUGCGGCAUGGGCUUCCGGAGCUGGACUGGGCUGGCCUCAGGACGCGCUGCAUUGCCAGCUGUGCGCGGCGGAGGGCACGUCCUUCGCCCGCGCCGCGUGCAUGCGCGUCGCCAACAUGACGCCCGCAUCUCAGGAAAAGACCGGUGCUGCUCGUUCAGCCUGUCGCCGGCGCUCGCUCGCGGGCGCCUGGUGGACCUGGCGAACGACGCGGCCCAGUCGAAGUUCAAGCUGGGCGUGGACAAGAACGGGGCGGCGGGGAGGGGUUGA
This is a messenger RNA of Prorocentrum cordatum, 447 nucleotides long. The record is from the annotation of a GenBank genome assembly. Lineage: Eukaryota; Dinophyceae; Prorocentrales; Prorocentraceae.